AUGGAGACGACACCGGCAGAGCUCAAGGCCGCGGCCACCGCCGACAGCAAGCGCGCUACGGGAUCCACAACGACCUCAGACUCGGAAGACGAGAGAGCGCACAGGCAGGCCAAGGAGACCGACCUCCCAAAUGCCCACACACGCCCAAAAGACUGGCCCCGCCGCAAAAAAUGGACCGCCACCCUCCUCCUCAGCGCCUUCGCCUUCCUGCAACCGCUCUCUGAGACGAUGCUCGCGCCCACUCAAAUCUCCAUCUCCACCUCCCUCUCCAUCUCCUCCCCAUGGCAAUGGCUGCUAGUAAACUCCCUAAUCCUAAUCGGCGUCGGUCUCGGCCCCCUCCUCCUCGCGCCCCUAUCCGAGAUCUACGGCCGCAAGCCCGUCUUGCUCGGUGGCAGUCUGGUAUUCGUGGUGUGGAACACGGCGUGCGGUUUGAGUAAAAGUCUGGGCCAGCUGCUGGCUUUUCGGCUGUUGAGCGGGUUCGGGGCGUGUGUCGCUGAUGCGCUGGCGGGCGGGCUGAUGGGUGACUUGUGGCGCGCUGACGAGCGCGGGAGGGCGUUUGCAGUGUUCAUGGCUGCGCCGCUGCUGGGGCCUGCGCUGGGGCCGAUCUGCGGCGCGUAUAUAUCCGAGGGCACGGGGGACUGGCGCUGGGUGUUUUGGAUCACUUCUGCGGCUUCGGGGGCGGUGAUUUUACUCGCUGCGGUUUUUCUGCGCGAGACUUAUGAGCCGCGGUUGGUGUUGCUGGCGGCGAGGAAGGAGGAGCGGAGGAGGCGGGCGGCUGAUUCUGGAUCUGGAGCUGGAAGCAUCGUUGAAGAGGGAAAGGAAACGGGAGAGGAGAAGACACCCCCAUCACCAACUGACCUCAAGACCCCCUUCCUGUCCCUAAUGCGCACGAACCUGCAGCGCCCCUUCCGCAUGCUCGGCACACAGGUAAUCGUGCAGCUGCUAGCGACCUACAUGGCGCUCCUCUACGGCACAAUGUUCCUCUUUCUGUUCAUGUACCCGCGGAUGUGGGCCGAGCAAUACAGCCAAGGCGUGCGCACCGGCUCCUUAAACUACAUCUCGUUCGCCAUCGGCCUAAUCGCAGGUGUCAAUGUGGCGGGCCACCUCAGCGACAGGGUCUACGCGCGUCUCAAGGCGCGUAAUGGCGGUGAUGGCGGUGAUGGCAAGGGCCGCCCCGAGUUCCGCGUCCCGACCAUGGUCAUCGGCACCGCCCUCGUGCCCGUCGGCCUGCUGUGGUGGGGGUGGUCCGGCCAGCCGCGCCUGCACUGGAUCAUGCCGAAUAUCGGCAGCCUGAUCUUCGCGGCGGGCGUGUACGUCUGCUCGGGCUGCGUGUCCGUGUACACCAUUGACACGUACGGGCGGUACGCGGCGUCAGCCAUCUCGACGAACUUAGUUCUGCGCAGCCUAACGGCCGCCUUCUUCCCGCUAUUCGCGCCCUACAUGUUCGACAGCCUGGGCUUUGGCCUCGGGGCCACGGCGCUGGCAGGCGGGUUUGCCGUCUUUGGCACCGUCGUCGUGGCGGUCUUGUGGUUCUAUGGCGAGAGGCUUCGGGGGCGGAGUACUUAUUGCGCGGCUGGUAGCGAGGACGACUGA
Messenger RNA from Anthostomella pinea, 1593 nucleotides. The record is from the annotation of a GenBank genome assembly. Lineage: Eukaryota; Fungi; Ascomycota; Sordariomycetes; Xylariales; Xylariaceae.